AGGUUCAGACCCUUCUGCUCUGGCAAUGGGUUCAUGGCGUCUUUCAGCUUUCUCCCAGGAGAGACUCUUGUGUGGGAGCUGAUUUCUUCUCGAAUCUGACCACCGUAGCCCUCAGUAAUUAUAGCAGCGUUGAAAUUCCGAGCUAAAAACAGAAGUGCAGCAUGUGCCUAUUCCCCAUGUGAUUCGCAAACCAGGAAAUUGAAAGAGCCUGACUGAGAGGAGAGGGAGUGUAAAGCAAUAGACACAUCCAAUAUUUAUCUCAAACCUGCUCCGCCCGGGACGCAGGAGCUGUCAUCUGCCGGGGCUGAUUAUGCAUGAAGGCUGAGCCCAGCCUGAUUGGAUGUAGUAGGACCUAAGGCGAGGGGGAGAGAGAGCUGAGAGAGAGUUCUGCUCGCAGCACCGAAAUGUAAACACUGGAAAACGAGAGGGAGUAUAAAGCCUUUAUGCUCCGAACUGCUGGCAGCAGGCUCCCAUGGCUCUGGCAGCCUUCUCCUUGCACGUCUAGCUGUGCCGGGCUGGAUGAACAGAAGCGGACACUUCGGAGGAUCUCCGGCCUGUGGAUACCUAUAAAGAGGGGGCAGUCGGGAUGCGCUAGCGUUCCCCGGCGGUGCCGCAGCUCCUCCGUGCUCCGCGCCGCGGCUGGGACGGGGCGAUGGACAUGAGCAUGAAGAAGUUCACAGUGCGUCGGUUCUUCUCAGUCUAUCUCCGCAAGAAAUCUCGGUCAAAGAGCUCGAGCCUAAGUAGAUUUGAGGAAGAAGGUAUCGUGAAGGAAAUAGACAUCAGUCAUCAUGUGAAGGAAGGUUUUGAAAAAGCAGAUCCUUCUCAGUUUGAGCUGCUGAAAGUAUUAGGACAAGGUUCAUAUGGAAAGGUAUUUCUAGUGAGGAAGAUCAAAGGAUCUGAUGCGGGUCAGCUUUAUGCCAUGAAGGUACUUAAGAAGGCAACUCUGAAAGUUCGGGAUCGGGUACGAUCAAAAAUGGAAAGAGAUAUUUUGGCAGAAGUGAAUCAUCCUUUCAUAGUCAAGCUUCAUUAUGCAUUUCAAACAGAGGGAAAGUUGUAUCUAAUACUAGAUUUCCUGCGUGGAGGUGACCUUUUCACAAGACUCUCCAAAGAGGUGAUGUUUACAGAAGAGGAUGUCAAGUUCUACUUAGCUGAGCUGGCCUUGGCGUUAGACCACCUCCAUGGUCUUGGAAUUAUUUACAGGGAUUUGAAGCCAGAAAACAUUCUUCUUGAUGAAGAGGGCCAUAUUAAGAUAACAGAUUUUGGUCUGAGUAAAGAAGCCAUCGACCAUGACAAAAGAGCAUAUUCGUUCUGUGGGACAAUAGAGUACAUGGCCCCAGAGGUGGUCAACCGACGAGGACACACACAGAGUGCGGACUGGUGGUCUUUUGGAGUGCUCAUGUUUGAGAUGCUGACGGGAUCAUUACCCUUCCAGGGAAAAGACAGAAAGGAGACAAUGGCACUUAUCCUUAAAGCCAAGCUGGGAAUGCCACAGUUCUUGAGCAUAGAAGCCCAGAGCCUGCUGAGAGCCCUCUUCAAAAGGAACCCCUCCAACAGAUUAGGUGCUGGAUUUGAUGGAGUGGAAGAAAUUAAACGGCACCCUUUCUUUGUUACUAUAGACUGGAAUAAACUAUACAGGAAAGAGAUCAAGCCACCUUUCAAACCUGCAGUGGGACGGCCAGAAGACACCUUUCACUUUGAUCCAGAGUUCACAUCUCGGACCCCCACAGAUUCCCCAGGUGUUCCUCCAAGUGCCAACGCUCAUCAUCUUUUUAGAGGGUUCAGCUUCGUUGCCUCUAACUUGGUGCAGGAGCCUGCACAGCAAGAUGCUCACAAAAUCACUGUUCAUCCAAUUGUGCAGCAGUUACAUGGGAACAACAUUCACUUUACAGAUGGGUAUGAGAUCAAGGAGGACAUAGGAAUUGGCUCCUAUUCAGUGUGCAAGAGAUGUGUUCAUAAAGCUACAGAAACAGAGUUUGCAGUGAAGAUUAUUGAUAAGAGCAAGAGAGACCCCUCUGAAGAAAUUGAGAUCCUCUUGCGAUAUGGACAGCAUCCAAACAUCAUUACUCUGAAAGAUGUCUAUGAUGAUGGGAAAUACGUGUACCUGGUGAUGGAGCUGAUGCGGGGAGGUGAGCUCCUGGACCGCAUCCUUCGGCAGAAGUGUUUCUCCGAGCGGGAGGCCAGCGCUGUGCUGUGCACCAUCACCAGGACUGUGGACUACCUGCACUCUCAGGGUGUUGUGCACCGAGAUCUCAAGCCAAGUAAUAUUCUCUACAUGGAUGAGUCAGGAAACCCAGACUCCAUCAGGAUCUGUGACUUCGGGUUUGCCAAACAACUGAGAGCAGAGAACGGGCUUCUCAUGACACCCUGCUACACUGCCAACUUUGUUGCCCCUGAGGUCCUUAAACGCCAAGGUUAUGAUGCAGCCUGUGAUAUCUGGAGCCUGGGAAUCCUCCUGUAUACCAUGCUAGCAGGGUUCACUCCUUUUGCAAAUGGACCAGAUGACACCCCAGAGGAGAUUCUGGCCAGGAUCGGCAGUGGCAAAUACGCACUUACAGGAGGAAACUGGGAUUCAGUAUCUGACACUGCAAAGGACAUUGUGUCAAAGAUGCUUCAUGUAGACCCUCAUCAGCGCCUCACAGCAGUCCAAGUCCUAAGACAUCCAUGGAUAGUGAACAGGGAGUAUCUAUCUCAAAACCAACUCAGCAGACAGGAUGUUCACCUGGUGAAGGGUGCAAUGGCAGCCACUUACUUUGCUUUAAACCGAGCACCUCAGGCACCAAGGCUGGAGCCUGUAUUGUCCUCUAAUCUGGCUCAGCGGAGGGGCAUGAAAAGACUUACCUCUACCAGGUUGUAGCAGUAUCCCCAAAAGGCCUCUUUGAAAACCCACAACUUAUUAUUUGAGAGAUCCAGCUUCACUUGGCUAGCAGAACUGUUUUGGACAACCUGCACAUGAAAUCACCAGGACUAGCAGAAGUCCAGCGUAAGGCAAAGUUCUCCUUUGCUCCAUCACUUCUUUUACAUUCCAGCCAGGGUUCCAAGUUUAACAACUUCACGAAGAUGUGCCAAUUUUGCCAAUAGCUCUUUUUCCUUACUGAGAUAAAGCCAAAUAAAGUAGGUGUGCUCCAUCCUUCCCAUCCUAAGAAAUACUAUUUUUCAGUCCUUAAGAUAAUCCAUAGCAGCACUGUUUUCACUUUGUUUCUCAAGAAAAGCACUUUUUGCUAUGAAGAAUGCAAGAGGGUUUGGAUAUUUUCAGAUGUUCCAGGAUGUGUCAUGAUAAAGUGGCUUGGAUGGUCACUAGUAGACUUAUACUGAUCGCCAAGCACCCCAGGAAGAGUGAAGGCUGCGGAGACACAUGAUUAAUACUUUACUUGAAAUAAGUGCUAUACAACAUGAAGGAAAGGGGGCUGUCAGUGCUGGAAAUACCUUCGGAUUUCAAUAAAUGUUUUGCACUUUGUCUAUGCCCUCUCUGCAAUGAAGCCAGAGGUGUGCAUGCCACCAGAUCUGACUUGCUUGGUCUCUCAGAGCAGCAAACCUCUGAGACCCUUGUUCUUCUGAGGAAAUUAUUGAGUCUUAUGAGACUAUGAGAAAGCAUUCAUGUAAAACAGUGUGAGUAGGAGCCUGUGGAUCUGAGGAGAAAAAGAUUGUGUGUCAGCAAGCAGGUGGUGUGGAAGGACUAGGUGAGGGGGAGCUGAGCAGAAGCAGAGAGCAGCACGGUUGACUUUGAGGACAAUAGGCAAAAAGCCCCCAUUACAGUGUGGUGGGGAGUGCUGCCAAAGGGAACUAGCAUGCAAGGGCUGGGUGGGCAAGCUGAGACUCCCCUUAAAAGUGAGGGAUGAUCCCUCUUCAGCAGCUGGUACAGAAGAGUGUGGGUGGGUGGCUGGGCUUCUGAGGGGCUGGGUGGGUCAGUGCGGCCAUCUCCCCACUCCAUCACUGAGUCUGCUCAUGGAGACAGGCUCUGGCAGGCCAGAGUGUCACCCUGGAGCAAGUGAGGCCAUUUCCAAUCAUUGCUCCCUGCCCUUCCCUGGCUGCUCACCCAAAUCUGCCUCUGCCACCCAACAUUUCAUGUCCCUUCCUGGCUGUUCUGCUCUAGCAGAGAUAAAGUCCCUGUGACACGUGUGUGUGCAGAGAGUACCUACGUUUGAAGAGUCGAGUUAACUCUGUUACAAGCUUUAAUAAUAAUAAAUUAUGAGGAGAAAUGGGAGGAUGCUCUGCUUUUAUAUUUAUCUAAAUAUGUACAUGUGUAUUUAUAUACCUAUAGAACAAAAGUUUUGUACCCUAAUAUCUGGGGUUUCCAGGUUCAGGGAAAGAAAACUUUCCUGAAAUGGUCUCAGCAAAAUGGACCUUUUUUUCUCAUUCCCUGAUUUCAAAGAAAGUGAGCAAGGUUUGUGGUGUCAGAUGUGAACUAAUUUUUUAUUCUCUUUCUUACUCAUCUUGGCUUACAGUGAUCACAAGCUGACCAGGAUUCUUCUUUGUACUGCUUUUGUUGAUUUUUUGUUUUCUGAGUAAAUUUUGUCACCUCAGAUGCUUUGUGGAAAAAGCUAAUGUGCUAUGUUGGGUUUCUUUCUGUUGUGAAGGGGGGAAAAAGAAAAAUGUGAGUGUGGAGCUUCAUAUCCUACAGAUGGUAAUUUUUCCUUGCUGGGUAAUAUGUGCAUCUCGGUGCUGAACUGGAAUUAUCAGAUCAUUGCCUACAGUGUCCAAGGGAACAAGGAGUUGCAUUUGCUAUAGUAAUAUGCUUCCUAAAACUAUCUCUGUUCCAAUGUUGACUGAACUUUGGUGUUUGCUUUAGUCUGUUUUUAAAUUUAAAUUUAUUCUUAAUAAUUUAAAUGGAUAUUUAAUGUUCAGGUUUAUGUGCUGUGCACAGAGGACUGCUGAAAAGCAGCUCUCCUUGAAGCCCAUCUCUUUUUUAGAAUAAACAAUGCUGUGAAACUUCA
Apus apus (common swift) is the source of this 4931-nucleotide messenger RNA. It is a transcript of the gene RPS6KA2, whose product is annotated as ribosomal protein S6 kinase A2. Gene Ontology annotation, biological process: intracellular signal transduction; protein phosphorylation. The transcript is spliced from 21 exons. The coding region runs from base 653 to 2854 and encodes 733 amino acids. Gene Ontology annotation, molecular function: ATP binding; magnesium ion binding; ribosomal protein S6 kinase activity. The record is from RefSeq and is a predicted model, not a curated record. NCBI's taxonomy places the organism in Eukaryota, Metazoa, Chordata, Aves, Apodiformes, Apodidae.